UCAGCUCCUGAUUAGCCGCUCCACCCGGCCCUCUCUGGCCUUCUCGCUGGCCUGCAGCUUCUGCACCGUGUCGCGCACCUCCCUGCCGACGUCCUCGGCGUCGAUGCGCUGCUCCAUGCGAUGUAUCUCCUGCCUGCAGCGCAGCGCAGCCCAGAGAGACAUUUGAAUGAAGAGACCAAAGUCCAAAGUGACCGACCAGGUGCGGGUGGGCGAUGUGCCUGCCUGCCUGCCACGAGUGUGUGCCCCUAAGUACAUAUGUAAGUAUUGCUCACUCACUUGAGCCUCUCGUUCCUCCCGCGCUCCUCUUUCUGCUGAGGCUGGGGUGGGCCCAGACAGGGCGUUUUGGCGGUACAGAAGGCGUCAAUGGCCGCCUCCGGGGAAGAGGAGAACAAUGGACUCGAGAGAGUGCGAUGAGUUUCUGUCUUACCAGCCUGACGCUGGGAGAUUGCCAGUUCUGCGGUGGCCUUGGAUGCCUCGGCACGCACCUGAACUAGUUCCUUGUCAAGCCGAUGACGCCAAAUGGCAGGUUGUCUUCUCGAGAAUAAUUGCUUCGAAUUAAAAUCAU
This is a messenger RNA of Vitrella brassicaformis, 565 nucleotides long. Lineage: Eukaryota; Vitrellaceae. The record is from the annotation of a GenBank genome assembly.